Messenger RNA from Thermothelomyces thermophilus ATCC 42464, 1515 nucleotides. RefSeq lists its product as uncharacterized. The transcript is spliced from 4 exons. Gene Ontology annotation, cellular component: mitochondrial inner membrane. The record is from RefSeq and is a predicted model, not a curated record. NCBI's taxonomy places the organism in Eukaryota, Fungi, Ascomycota, Sordariomycetes, Sordariales, Chaetomiaceae. Gene Ontology annotation, biological process: protein insertion into mitochondrial inner membrane from matrix; mitochondrial respiratory chain complex III assembly. Gene Ontology annotation, molecular function: ATP binding; ATP hydrolysis activity. Bases 1 to 1515 code for a protein of 504 amino acids.
AUGGACUUAGGCAACCUGACCCAAGGCGCCCUGCCAGCCUCUGCGGCUAACACCAGGCAUGAGGCCAACAACUCGACAACCAGCUGGCUCCCGCAUCUUCCAGAUGACGUCCUCGAGACUCUUACCCUCCUUCUCGGGCCUCAAUUCAACCUACUCCUAAAGCUGCUGAUGGUACUCUAUAACAUAGUUGGGGGCCACUUUGGCUUCGACCCUACGUACCCCCUGAGCGCCUUUGGCUUCCACUCGCUGGCUCGACAGUACUUUAUGGCCAGUAUCGAAUUGAUCAAAUGGUUCGCCUCGCAACCAAGCUUGGUCAACUCGCGUUCUCUCACAGCCGAGACGGUAUCUAAUAGUGUCUGGGAUGACAAAGACGGGACCGGACUUAUAACUAAGCGCGUUUCGUCCGAUGGCUCCAAUGCCUAUCUCAACUUCUUAACCCAAAAGACCAAAGCUGCCCCUCGCUUUACGCCCGCCCUCGGCACACACGGCUUCUGGUUCAGGGGCCGGUACUUCCGACUUCACAGGAAGCAGGAGUCGCUAUACGAUGCUAAUAGGCCUUUCGGCAUACCCCAAUACAAAGACAAGGAGAUCAUUUUUCUUUCGUGCUUUGGCCGGUCUCCCGAGCCCCUCAAGGAGCUUCUAAAGCAUUGCAAGGAGCAGUUCUACAUUACCCACCAGGCAAAGACUACCAUCCGACGGCCAGCACCCGAGGCCAUCCGCAAAGGCCGCCGGAACAACUGGCAGCAGGUGCUCUCGGACAUAAACGAAUACCUGCACCCUGCUACGCUACGCUGGUACGCUAACCGUAGCAUCCCCCUUCGGCGAGGCUAUCUCUUCUAUGGUCCGCCCGGUACGGGCAAGACAUUGUUCUCGUUUGCCCUCGCCGGCGUGUUCGGUCUCGACAUCUAUGUCAUUUCCUUGCUCGACCCUUCCCUGACCGAAGAAGAUCUUCUAGCGCUCUUCACCUCCCUCCCGCGCCGGUGCGUGGUCCUGCUCGAGGACAUUGACACGGCCGGGCUCAAGCGCACCGACGACCCGAACGCCGACGAAAAGUCGUCCGAGAACUGGAAGGUCUCGGACCUCGCGCGCGAGCUCAAGCGCCACCAGCGCGGCGACGCGUCCGAGAACAAGGGCAUCUCGCUGUCGGGCCUGCUCAACGCUAUCGACGGCGUCGCCUCGCAUGAAGGGCGCGUGCUGAUCAUGACCACCAACAAGCCCGAGACGCUUGACGAGGCCCUGAUUCGUCCCAGCCGUAUUGAUAUACAGAUAGGAUUCACCAACGCGACGCAGGAGCAGGCCCGCGAGCUGUUUGUACGCAUGUACAAGCCUGACAGCACAGACGACCCCAACCCCUUUCCCCCCGUCCCUACCCCGACCGCCCCUAACCUUAACACCCUAGCAGAGAAGUUUGCCCGGCAAAUCCCACCAGGUGUCUUUUCCCCGGCGGAGCUACAGGGGUUUAUGAUUAAAAGAAAGGGCAAGCCGAAGAAGGCGGCCGAUGACGUAGGGCGGUAG